AUGCUUGAUAGCUGCAAUGGCGAGGUAAAGGCCAGCUGCGACACAUGCCCUCUUGGAAGUGGCACGGCUGUGAAGCAAAGAGGUGAUGGUGAUGGUGGGGCGAAGAACAUUUGGAGUUUCGAGGGUCGCCCUGUCACGUGA
Parastagonospora nodorum SN15 is the source of this 141-nucleotide messenger RNA. RefSeq lists its product as hypothetical. NCBI's taxonomy places the organism in Eukaryota, Fungi, Ascomycota, Dothideomycetes, Pleosporales, Phaeosphaeriaceae. The record is from RefSeq and is a predicted model, not a curated record. The transcript is spliced from 2 exons. Bases 1 to 141 code for a protein of 46 amino acids.